This is a messenger RNA of Saccharomyces kudriavzevii IFO 1802, 3306 nucleotides long. RefSeq names its product serine/threonine protein kinase PSK2 (gene PSK2). Gene Ontology annotation, cellular component: cytoplasm; cytosol; nucleus. NCBI's taxonomy places the organism in Eukaryota, Fungi, Ascomycota, Saccharomycetes, Saccharomycetales, Saccharomycetaceae. The coding region runs from base 1 to 3306 and encodes 1101 amino acids. The transcript has a single exon. Gene Ontology annotation, molecular function: ATP binding; protein serine/threonine kinase activity. The record is from RefSeq and is a predicted model, not a curated record. Gene Ontology annotation, biological process: intracellular signal transduction; negative regulation of glycogen biosynthetic process; protein phosphorylation.
AUGACAUACCCAGUAAGCACAGCCACUUCCGCCGACAUGUCCUAUUCUAAAGAUACCCCGCUGGUGGCCCUAUCCAAGCCUCCAUGCUUCUAUCAACACAAUCCAUCUUCCGUCGAUUCAUUCUCGUCAACGUUAAGUGACGAUGACUGCUCAGACCUCGUCACUGUGCCUAACGAAUCGCCGCAUGCAUUUUCGUAUAACCCCAUAUCCCCAAACUCGCUGGGAGUAAGGCUGACUAUAUUAAGAAGGUCUCUGGAGAUAAUGGUGAGCAGUCCCGACAUUUUACACGAGUUGAAGAAGAAGUCUCCUAUAAUAGCAUACCCCACCUCCCUCAGGCAUACACGAAACCUAACCGAGACCGCCAAGCUACCGGCAUCUCGAGAACCAUCUAAAUGGCACUCUGUUGUCUCACCAGUGUCCAAUACUCAAUCUCCUGCUAAGAGACCCAUGGUGCACAGAACCACUUCAUUGAUGGUACUACCGGAUAAUGAUGCCACGGGCAAACUUAAUCCGGCUAAAUCCGAAUUAGAAAAUCUGCUGUUCCUAUUAAAUCUAGCAUUAGAAAACAAUUCAUUCGAAAGAGCUUCCGAUUUACACAUGUUGUCGUUGUUAAACAUCAAGAAAUUAAAUUUCGAUUCAAAUAUUCAAAAAUCAGAGACUUUAAAAAAGGCUUUAUUGAAUAGUUUGGCUGAACCAUUUUUCGAAAACUAUAAGAGAUUACCUCGAAAAGGUUCUGGUGCAAAUUCGCAAUAUAGCCAACACGAGGAGAGACACGAGGAUAUAGUCUCCUUAGCAGACAUUAAACCACAACAGGACUAUAGCCGAAUACUUCAUCCUUUCACAUCUGCGAAGAAUUCUGGCCCCGAGGCCAUUUUCACAUGUUCUCAAAAAUACCCUUGGAACUUCAGAGCUGUCAACGAUUUGGCGUGUUUAACGUUCGGUAUAUCGAAAAAUGUCAUCAAGGCGCUUACUUUACUAGACCUUAUUCAUACGGAUAGUAGGAAGUUUGUUCUAGAAAAAAUCAUGAAUGCUGAAGAUGAUAACCAGGAAAUUGUAUUUACCGGCGAAACUAUACCUAUUGUGCAGCCAAACUCGGCAAGUGAUAACAACUCACCAAAUUUGAUUUGGGCUUCGUUAUGGGCCAAGAGGAAAAAUGGUCUAUUAGUCUGCGUAUUUGAAAAGACACCUUGCGACUACAUCGAUGUCAUGUUGAACCUGACGAAUUAUUCAGUGGAGAGUAUUAUUGAUACAGCGAAUUUCUUGGAAAAUUUUAGCAAAAAGCAGCGACAAGAGCCAACUUCACCGAUGACGACAAAGAAAACGGUGAAAUUUGCUAAUGAAAUUCAUGAAAUCAGAUCAAUAAGUCACUCACUAAGUAAUCUGAUUGAUCAAGUACGUUUAGGAAAAGUAUUUUCUGCAGACGAUGACCUGCUACCUUUACCUAUCAGGGUAGCAAACCACGUCAAUAAAGAAAGAUAUUUUACAUUGAAUUAUUUAUCUGAAAACAUACCAUGCGCGGUCACAACUUCUAUCUUAGAAAACGAAAUCAAAUUGAAAAUUCAUAGUCUACCGUAUCAGGCCGGUUUAUUUGUUGUUGAUAGCCAUACUUUAAAUCUUUUGAGUUUCAAUAAAUCUGUUGCGAAGAAUAUGUUUGGCCUACGACUUCAUGAACUGGUCGGUAGACCCAUUACUAAACUAGUACCUUCUUUCGCAAAUAUGAUAUCCUACCUUAAUAAAGCUUAUCCUCUGUUAAAUAUUACUUUAGCAGAGAAUAAAGGGUUAGUUUUAACAGAACAUUUUUUCAGAAAAGUUGAAGCUGAAAUGCACCACGAUGAUGACUCGUUUUAUACCUCUAUUGGUUUAGAUGGCUGCCAUAAAGACGGAAACCUGAUAAAAGUAGAUAUUCAGUUACGCGUAUUGAAUACAAAUGUUAUGUUACUCUGGAUAACACAUUCGAGAGACGUAGUCAUCGAGAACUACACUACCGUUCCUUCACAGCUGCCGAUGUUGAAAGAAAAUGAAAUUGACUUUGUUGGUAGUAGAGCUAGUUCAAGUGCAUCUUCCAAGAAGUCAUCAGAAAUAAUACCUGUGGAUACUCUGAAGGCAAUGGCCGAUCUAUCGAUUGGCUCUACAGAAACAAUUUCUAAUUCCGACGAGGAAGUAGACUUAAGGCAAAUGAAUAAAAAACUGCGAAGAAUGUCUGAUGAUACAGUGGGAAAUACCCAAUUGAAUGAAAGCAACGAUAACGAUGAUGAUAUGACAAUGGUUGAUGACCCUGAAUUGAAACAUAAAAUUCAACUAACGAAAAUGUAUACGCAGAACAAAUCAAAAUUUGUAAAAGAAAACAAUUUCAAAGUUGAUGAGAAAUUGAUAAUGAGUAUAAUUGAACCGAUAAAUGAAGAAGAAAUCAAGAAGGAAACAAAUGUGUUGGAUAAAAAACAUCCUGGCUUGAAGGCAACAUACCUGAUUACUCCAGAAAUCAAUAUUGGCUCGCAAAAGCGCAUAAAGAGAUUUUCAGAUUUCACCAUUUUACAAGUUAUGGGUGAAGGUGCAUAUGGUAAAGUCAAUUUAUGUAUUCAUAACAAGAUGCAUUAUAUUGUGGUCAUUAAAAUGAUCUUCAAGGAGAGGAUCUUAGUGGACACAUGGGUGAGAGACAGAAAAUUGGGUACUAUACCUUCUGAGAUUCAAAUCAUGGCUACUCUGAACAAAAAUUCACAAAAGAAUAUCCUGAAGUUGUUAGAUUUUUUCGAAGAUGAUGAUUACUAUUAUAUUGAAACCCCAGUCCAUGGAGAGACUGGCAGUAUUGAUUUAUUCGAUGUUAUUGAAUUCAAGAAAGAUAUGGUGGAACAUGAGGCCAAACUAGUGUUUAAACAGGUCGUUGCUAGUAUAAAGCACCUACAUAAUCAAGGAAUUGUUCACAGGGACAUUAAAGACGAAAAUGUUAUCGUGGAUUCCCAUGGUUUUGUAAAAUUAAUUGAUUUUGGGUCGGCUGCCUAUGUCAAGAGCGGGCCGUUUGACGUCUUUGUAGGAACAAUGGACUACGCUGCACCAGAAGUCCUCGGUGGUUCAUCAUAUAAAGGUAAACCCCAGGACAUUUGGGCCCUUGGGGUCCUACUUUAUACUAUCAUAUACAAGGAAAAUCCCUAUUACAACAUUGAUGAAAUCUUAGAAGGAGAAUUAAGAUUCGAUAAAGCGGAAAAGGUGAGUGAAGGAUGCAUCGGUUUGAUCAAAAGGAUUUUAACAAGAGAAGUUGAUAAGAGGCCUACUAUUGACGAGAUAUAUGAAGACAAAUGGCUUAGGAUUUAA